GUCACUCGUGAGGUAGGUAGAUCGAAGUUGCAGUGGUCUCUUGACAGACAUUAUUUUCAUCACUUAUUUAUAAAAAUAAUACGACAGGAUGGCUUUAAGCGAUGCCGACGUUCAAAAACAGAUCACUCAUAUGAUGGCCUUCAUUGAGCAAGAGGCCAAUGAGAAAGCUGAAGAAAUUGAAGCUCGAGCCGAGGAAGAAUUCACCAUUGAAAAGGGGCGACUUGUGCAACAGAACAGGAUCAAAAUUAACGAGUUUUAUGACAGAAAGGAAAAAAAUGUCGAAAUGCAAAGAAAAAUUGGUGCCAGCAACUUGUUGAACAAGUCUCGUGUAGAGGUGCUGCAUGCGCAGGAAGCUCACGUCAAGAGUGUGCUGAGCGAGGCACAGCAGAAGCUCAGUCUCAUCACACAGAACCGGUCCAAGUACUCUGUCAUCCUGCAGAAGCUCAUCACCCAAGGACUGUGUCAGCUCAUGGAGCCGAAUGUUACGGUGAAGUGUCGGCAGGCUGACUACUCACUAGUGGAGGAAGCUGUCCCUCAGAGCGUGGAGGACUACACGGCCAUGAGCAAACUACCAUGCAACGUCACCAUCGAUACCACCAACUGGCUUCCUGCUCACAUUUGUGGUGGCGUUGAGCUGACAGUGCGCAACAACCGCAUCAAGAUCAGCAACACCCUGGAGGCGCGUCUCGACAUGCUGUCCCAGCAGAUGCUGCCUGAGAUGCGAGAGAUGCUCUUCGGCAAGAACCUCAACAGGAAAUUCAACACCUAAACACAAAAUUUAAUCAACAUUUCCAUUUGUAUUGAAGACAACUUUCUUCAUUUCUACGAAGCUAGUUGAUGCUAUGAAACUAAAAUGUUGCAUUGGUUAGCUUACUCAACGAGCCUGUUAUGUGCCAGGUGAGCUGUACUACCAUAGUUCAUUCCUUCGUUGUGAUGAGUAUUUACUAACUCAUCCUACAUGGUUUAAGGUAGAGUAGUGAAUGUGACUUCUCGUGAAUAUUAGCAUGGGGUUUUGUCAGUAAUAGAAUAAUCAGUAAUCUCGAAGUAAAGCUUUUUAGUCUGAUUACAAAUCAUCAGUUUGGUUUUUUCAUCUUCUAGCUAUGAAGGUGAGUGCUUUGUAUACAAUCGUUGAAUGAUGAAUUACCUAUCGUUCAGAACUGCAGUGCUGCUCACGCCCAAAAUUGAUUACAAAUCUAUUUUUUUGUCAAUAUUUUAUGCACGAGAGAGUCCUGCUCAAAAACGUGCGUGUCUCCAUAGGUGCUCGAAGACUUGUCAAAAUUUGUGUUACAGCUGGUAUUUAAAAUUAGGUCCUUCCUGCACACUUGGUGCGUUUGUGCUGGAAAUUGUGUUGGCUUCGGGGAGUAUACCGGAAAAAUAUAUUUUUUGCCUUUAAGUAAAUCUAAUGUCGAGGUAAAGAAGAGCGUACUUCGGCUAAUUUUAUGCUUUCGUGUUGAAGCUGGCCGCAAUUUCGUUCCAAAUUGAUGAGAAAUGCUGUAGAGUUUUAUUGCUGUCAUGCCGUUUUAGUGCAACGUCUCUUCUUAGCUCAAUUUUUUUUGUACUAAAUCUAUUAGUAUCCAAAUCAAUGUGGCUGAUAUUUGUCUUCAAAUUGACUAUAGGUAGAUUUCUGGCUGUUGUUUGAAUUAUUUAAAGUUUGUGUCAAGUUAUUUGUACAUAAGGUUCUAAGAUAUUUAUUUGUGAAUGAAUGUCUAUCCUGGAGAAUGUAGUAAAUAAUCCCUCAAAGCGA
Messenger RNA from Hyalella azteca, 1744 nucleotides. It is a transcript of the gene Vha26, whose product is annotated as V-type proton ATPase subunit E. The transcript is spliced from 5 exons. The record is from RefSeq and is a predicted model, not a curated record. Bases 89 to 769 code for a protein of 226 amino acids. Gene Ontology annotation, cellular component: proton-transporting two-sector ATPase complex, catalytic domain. NCBI's taxonomy places the organism in Eukaryota, Metazoa, Arthropoda, Malacostraca, Amphipoda, Hyalellidae. Gene Ontology annotation, biological process: proton transmembrane transport. Gene Ontology annotation, molecular function: proton-transporting ATPase activity, rotational mechanism.